AUGGUUCAAGAAUUGUGUAGCAAGUUGGAGCAACUGGAGACGCCGUUCUCUAGGUUGAGGUCCCUCAAAAAUCCUAAUGACCUUUGUAAAAAGGUAAUUCCAUGGAGGCAAGAGUUUAAGAUUUUCAGAGAAGUCAAUAGCGAUGAAGAGAAUAAGGAUAAGCUACAGAACUUCAACCAGGAUGCAAACGUACUAGACUGGCUGGAGGACGUCAAAAAGUUGGCUGAUGAUGUGCAGGAGAUACUGCAUGAGAUUGCUAUCACUGGAAAGAGUUCACAAAAGCGUGGCUUCCUUGCUCGUUGUCGCAAUCCAGUAGCUGAUACUACAUUUACUGAAAAAGGCAUUGGUUAUGACAAAAUGACAUGUAGCAUCCGUUUAAGUGCCUAUGCAGCUGCUUCUGAUGUUGAGGGAAUUGACAAGAUUGUAAAUUUGGUGGAAUCCAUCCCACUGUUCUGUUGGACUGGGAAAUUUAUGGAACUGCAGCUAGUGGGUACGCAAAAGCUGGGUUUUUGGACAGUCUUUGCAAAUGCGAAGAAAUCUGAGGGACUAAUAUCAGGCAAAAGCCGCUCUAGUGCUGCUAAAGCAUACGAAAUUCUAUUAAGACAGUAUGCAACGACUGGGCAGAAAGAUGAAGUUUAA
Molecule: messenger RNA, 639 nt
Organism: Pistacia vera
Lineage: Eukaryota; Viridiplantae; Streptophyta; Magnoliopsida; Sapindales; Anacardiaceae
Exons: 2
Coding region: 1-639 (212 amino acids)
Source: RefSeq, a predicted model, not a curated record